Molecule: messenger RNA, 2688 nt
Organism: Ricinus communis (castor bean)
Lineage: Eukaryota; Viridiplantae; Streptophyta; Magnoliopsida; Malpighiales; Euphorbiaceae
Product: G-box-binding factor 1
Exons: 12
Coding region: 1388-2440 (350 amino acids)
Biological process (GO): regulation of DNA-templated transcription
Cellular component (GO): nucleus
Molecular function (GO): DNA-binding transcription factor activity; sequence-specific DNA binding
Source: RefSeq, a predicted model, not a curated record
GCAUGCUUAUCUUUUAUUAAAUGCCUCUGUUUAGCUUUGUUUCUUUAUUUUUUCUGUACAAACUUAUGAUUCUGGGAUCUAAUAAUUAUACUAUAAGGAACCAAAUAUUUUGUUGUCGGUUUAGCUGUUUUGCUCCUUUUGCUGAAUUGGGUUUCCUUUUCUUUUUGUCUGUUGAAGUGAAAUGGAAUAGUUUGAUUUGGUUCUUUACUUGCUUAUAUGGACUUCUUUAAGCUUCAUUAGCUUUACUUGGGUGUUAAUGUUUAGAAUUUUGUUUUAGUUUUUAAUUUAUGUAUUUAAAUGGUAGGUUAGGGAUAUGUUGCUAUAUAUAGCCAUAUUUAUUCUAGCUUGAAAAAUGACUUAUGAAUCUUUUUCAAAUUGGUUCUAGCUAAUAUCUCUUAUUCAUUAUGUAUCACGAGCUCAGAGAAAUAUUUUGUGUGGUAAAGUCUGAGAUUCUUGCUUUUAUUCUUUUGUAAUAAUGACUUUUCCAUACUGGCUUUAGUUUAUUUAAAUUACAGAGUAAGAAUAAUGCUGACUUCCCAUAGUUUGUUCAAUCAAUGAUAAUUAUGACUUGGUGUGUGUUCAAGUAUAAUAUAUGGAAAUUUGUUGCCUCUGAAUUAUUGCCAUGUAAAAAUGACUGCUAGGUCAUAAGAAAGGGGGUUUUCUGGAUACAUGGCUAUAGUACUAAGAUAUUAUUUUUCCUUUAAAUAUUAUCAAUUCCACUCAAUAUUGGUGGCAGAUUUAAAUAUUUGCCCAAGAUCUUAAAAAUUAUAACAUGUUCAUCUUUAUCGCACUAUUUGUUUUAAGAUGGCUUCAUGCUCAGUCAAUAAAUGGCAAAUUGAGAUUAUGUAUCCAGAGUACUACUGAUGUGGCCAGCUAGGUUUAUUGUUAUUUGUACUGGAACAAUAAAAUGAAGCACAUAAUAAUAUUAUCAAGCUGUUUGCUGUGUUGCCAUUUCUUUCACAUUUCAAUUGCAUCCAGUUAGUCUGACUAGUGCAACCUGACGAAAGAGCAGAUUCAUUUUCUAUAUGUGAAAGGAAAAAAAAAGAAGAAGGGUGGCGGGGGAAGAGCUGAUUUGUCUAUGACAUUUUGCUUGAAAAGUGAAUAUUACUCUGUAGGAAAACCGGGUAUAAGUUGGAAAGUGUAUUUUAAGUAAUGCUUUUUCCACAAUUUGGCUUGCUGCUGAAGCUUUAAAAGGCUCCAUUUUGAUCAGUUCUUUGGAGAUUUUUGCGUUGAACAGUGUCGGCAGACAAAGAGCAUACUGUAAUAUCACUUGAGAGACAUGGUUAUAUUCCAUGAUGUCUUCAGGCUCUUCAUAGAUACUGCUAAGAAUAUACAAGAAAGCGAUAGUAAAGUGUUGGAUUGAAGGGUGCUUAUUGAGUUGAUUUGAAUGGGGACAGGGGAAGAGAGCACACCUGCUAAGCCUUCCAAACCAUCUUCAGCUCAGGAAAUACCACCAACACCCGCCUAUCCUGAUUGGUCAAAUUCUAUGCAGGCUUAUUAUGGUGCUGGAGCCACUCCUCCUUUUUUUGCAUCAACUGUUCCAUCUCCAACUCCCCACCCUUAUCUUUGGGGAGGCCAGCAUCCAUUAAUGCCACCCUAUGGGACCCCAGUUCCGUAUCCAGCUUUAUAUCCUGCUGGGGGAGUAUAUGCCCAUCCUAAUAUGGCCACGCCACCAAAUCCAGCACAAGCAAAUACAGAGUAUGAAGGUAAGGGUCCUGAUGGAAGGGAAAAGGCUUCAGUGAAAAAAUCUAAGGGCAAUGUAGUGGGCAAGGCAGGUGAGAGUGCAAAGGCAACUUCAGGUUCUGGAAAUGAUGGUGCCUCCCAAAGUGCUGAAAGUGGUAGCGAUGGCUCCUCAGAUGCAAGUGAUGAGAACAAUAACCAUCAGGAUUUUGCUGCAAAUAAGAAGGGAAGUUUUGAUCAAAUGCUUGCAGAUGCCAAUGCACAAAAUAACACUGCUGGAGCUUCGGUGCCUGGGAAGCCUGUUGUGUCUAUGCCUGCGACUAAUCUAAAUAUUGGUAUGGACCUAUGGAAUGCAUCUCCUGCUGCUGCUCCUGGAGCUACAAAAAUUAGGCCAAAUGCAUCUGGUGGCUCAUCAGGAAUUGUUCCUGCAAUAAUGCCUGAACAGUGGAUUCAAGAUGAACGUGAAUUGAAAAGACAGAAGAGGAAGCAAUCUAACAGGGAGUCAGCCAGAAGAUCAAGAUUACGUAAGCAGGCGGAGUGUGAAGAGCUACAAGCCAGGGUAGAGACUCUGACCACCGACAAUCGAAAUCUUAGAGAUGAACUGCAGAGGCUUUCUGAGGAAUGUGAUAAACUCAAAUCUGAAAAUGAUUCUAUUAAGGAAGAAUUAACACGGUUGUACGGCCCAGAUGCAGUGGCUAACCUUGAACAAAGCAACCACUCUUCAGUUGUUCAGUUUCGUGGCGACGAAGGAAACAGUUAAACAGUCAAGAGGAAACAAAAUGAGGAAUUUUUCUUGACCUUGAAGUUAGAAGUAGGUUAUGGCUACCUAUAAUUGAGCAUAGAAACAUUGGCUUCCUUACUGAUCUACACCCUUAACCCCCUUAGAUUUAACUGUAACAUUUAUUUUUACAAAAACUUUAACCCGAGUUGCGAGUGGUUUUAUUCGCAUGUUGUAUCAUGUAUUGAUCGAUUUGGUUAAGAAUAUAUAAAGCAUCAUACUGUUUUCUU